Closterium sp. NIES-67 is the source of this 361-nucleotide messenger RNA. The record is from the annotation of a GenBank genome assembly. Lineage: Eukaryota; Viridiplantae; Streptophyta; Zygnematophyceae; Desmidiales; Closteriaceae.
GGCAUCGGAUGAGGGAGGAAGAACAGAGGGAGGAUAACAGAGGGAGGAAGAACAGAGGGAGGAUGAACAGAGGGAGGAAGAACAGAGGGAGGAAGAACAGAGGGAGGAAGAACAGAGGGAGUAAGACCGGAGGGAGGAAGAACAGAGGGAGGAAGAACAGAGGGAGGAAGAACAGAGGGAGGAAGAACAGAGGGAGGAAGAACAGAGGGAGGAAGAACAGAGGGAGGAAGAACAGAGGGAGGAAGAACAAAGGGAGUAAGAACAGAGGGAGGAAGAAAAGAGGGAGUAAGAACAGAGGGAGCAGGAACAGAGGGAGGAAGAAAAGAGGGAGGAAGAACAGAGGGAGUAAUAACAGAGGGAG